UGUGGUGGAGAGUGAAGAUGGCGGAGAAUAAUGUCGAACCAGAGCACGAAUGGAGCGACUGGGCCGUGGACACGGCCGAAGAUACCCUAGUUGCAAUGGAAAACCUGCUGGCCACACUGAGAGCUUUCGAGGACGUCCUCAGGCAACAAGAAAUCUCCGUAGCGUCUUCCACGGAGUACUGCGAUAACUUCUGUCAGGCACUGAUGCACUAUGCUGGAAGCAGGAAUUCCAUGGAACAUGGGCUGCCUCUUCUGGAGGUCUACUGUCUGUCCAUAAACUGCUUUGCUUCAGCUCGAUCCCACCUCACGGCAGAAUCCGACAGAGUGGCCCUCGUUUUGAAGCGGCUAGCUUUGAGCUGUUUUGAACUGUUGCUGUCAGUGCCUGAGAAUGAAAUCCCAUAUGAAGCCUGGGUUCAGUUCCACCACUCUGUUCAGAUUGCCCAUGAUACCCUGCUACAGUAUGGAAGCACAGACCUUCAAGCAUUACUCCAAAUCACAGGAGAGGGAGGGGCAUGGAGCAACCCUGUCCUUACAUCUCUCCUCACCGGGCAGCUGACUAACCCGGAAGAAGUUAAUGCAUAUAUCAGCUUGGAGGGUGAGGGCUUCAUGGAGAUGCGGGUGAAACAUCUGGAAAAGAUGGGCGAGAUUGCCAAAGCUGUGGUUUUGGCCAAAGCUUGCACUGAAUGCAGCACCUUUUCUAAUCAAGCCACGUUUCGUCAGACAUAUGUCUCCCUGCUUUGUCACCUGUUGCCCAAUGAAGAGGCCAUAAUGGAGAUAUCGAGACUGGACUGCAAAGAUGUACUUGAGAUCACGUGUAAUUUGGAGACAGAGGGGGAGGAGAAUACAGCGUUCAUCCUGUGCACAACUUUCUUGACACAGCAGUUACAGCAGCAGAGUCUUUACUGCUCCUGGGAGUUGAUUUUAUUAUGGAGUAAGCUUCAGAGGAGGCUUGACCCCUCACCAGUGUCUCUUCUGGAACGAUGCCUUCAGCUAGGUGCCAUUGCCAAAACAGUCGACCAUUUGCUUUACUUGGUCCGUGUGAUUCAGACAGAGGCGGAGGAACCAGGGAUACCUGCGUCGGUAGAGCUUUGCGUGAAAGCCCUUCAACUUCCAAAACAGGAUGACUCCGAAUCGAAGAUCUCUGUCUGUAAGACGGUGUCCUGCCUUCUUCCAGACGACCUUGAGGUUCUGCGUGCCUGCCAACUCACAGAAUUCCUACUUGGCCCUGUUCAGGAAGCCUUCAGCUGUCUUGAGGAGCUCUACUUGCGCCCAGACCAAAAGUAUGACCAGGACAGUGAGGUUAUUCCCAACUCACUACGCUGUGAGUUGCUACUAGCACUGAAAGCUUACUGGCCUUUUGACCCCGAAUUCUGGGACUGGAAAACUCUAAAAUAUCACUGCAUCUCCCUUCUGGGGCUGAGGCCUGAGUCAGAAGGGGAAGAGGAAGAGGCCGUUGAGAAGGAUAAACUGCAUGAGCUGCAGGGAGUCACUGUUAAGGUAGAAUCGGUGCACCAAAAUGGGAUAAAUGGAGGUCUUGACGGUCAUGAGCAGAUAGAUCAAAAACAGUCCAUUAACCAAACAGACAUCAAAGUUGAUUCUGAGGCAAAAAAACAGAAGUUCUGCUGUCACAUUUGUAAAAGGUCUAUCUCAGACACCCAAGUCAUUCACCACUCAAAAAGACAUGCAGAGGAUAACAACCAUCCCUGCCCUAUUUGCUUGGAAAAGUUUGAGAGUCGGAAGGAACUCGUUCCUCACAUUAAAAAACACAUUGAGAGUGAAACACAUCUUGUCAAAAAUCAUGCCAAGACUGAGGAAGUACAGAAAACGAUAGAAGAAGAUGACGACGUUGAACCGGGUGAGAUCACCAUCGAUCCUUCUCUAAUGCUGUAUUACAAAUCCACCCAUGAUCCAGAUGUCUUGCAGCAUAUUGUGCAGCAAGCCAAAACAGGGACAGAGAAACAUGUGGACAGCGACGAGCAUGUAACUUUCGAUUACAUCGACCAACAUUUCAAACUGCAGAACAGGGAUGAGUAUCCCUGUCCAGGAACUGGAUGUACACGAACUUUUAAACAUUCCAAGUACUUAUAUGUCCACUUAAAGUCGGAGCACAAAGGUGAUGAAAACGUGAAAUAUUUUCACCAGAUGAGAGACAAGCGGGAAAAGUGCGUCUUCUGUAGACGUCAUUUUGUCUCAGCUUACCAUCAUCGCAAACAUAUAAGAGUUCACUAUGGUGAUCGGCCUUACACGUGUGUGGUUAUAGGCUGUGGUGCGCAGUUUAAUACUUCCAAUGAACUUGUCACACACAAGCAAACCCAUGGCUAUCAGCUCAACUACCAGUGUCAGCUCAAAGGCUGUUAUGUCACAUACUCUGACUUGGGACAGAUAUAUCACCAUGAAGCACAGCAUUUCAGAGAUGCGGCAUUUACCUGCUCUAGUACUGACUGUAGAAAGUAUUACCUGUCCAAAAAGGAAUUUAUAAAGCAUCUGUCAACACACAACAUCCCUUUCUCUGAAGAGGACUUUGAGGCUCAAAGGAAGGCAAAGCGGAAACUUUUUAACACUGUUACUGAUGCAGCCAUUCGCCUUACUAAGUCAGUUGAAUCUGACACUGUAAAUGGAGACGUCCUGAAUGCUUCGUCAGUGAGUUGCUCCUCCUCCUUGCAGGAAUCUGACGUCAAAGAGCCCAAAGCAACAAUGACAUUGGUGGCUGUGUGUUUUGAUGGAAGUAAAUUCACUUGUGGCUUUGAGAAGUGUGGCAUGACGUUUUCCAGAGCCAGAGAUGUCCAGAGACAUCUUAAAUGUGCUCACCCAGAACAUCUCAAACUGGAGAACAAAGAACACAAACAUGACAAUGAGCAGGGAUCCAAGUCCAAAUGGAUAAAGUCUGAAAGUCAACCGGAGAAUGAAGAAAAGGGACAAAACGACCCAACUCCAUUUCAACCUGUGGACACUUGCCAAGAAAAAAAAGCUUCCACUCAUCCCAAAAGCAGUGAAACAAACUCUUUAAGCCUUCAAACAAAAAACGAUGCUCUUAAAGAGAUUCUCAUUGGGCUCAGUAGAUUGGACCUGAAUUCCGACAGUUUGCCAAACGAACCCACUCAGUCCAGCGUGGACUCAAACACGUCUCAAAUAUCUCUUCAUCAGGCAAUUAUGGCAAAGCCCCCUGUUGUCUUGCUUCAGAAGAGACCCCAUCUUUCAGAGGAAAAGGUUAAAGUCCUCACUGAACAAGCAACCACUGAGGAAGGUGGCAGUGAAUCACUAGCCAGUGCUAAGCCCUAUGUUUGUGAGAUGAAAAGUUGUGGCUUUAGAACGGCUCAAAGUUACAGCUUACUGCGCCACUAUAACACCAGACAUGGUCGUACCAUUGAACAGGCCAAAAGGUUGACUUCUUUGAAAACCACCUGUUUUAAGCCUUACGUGUGCCACCUUUGUUCCAAGAGCCACAGGGAAAAACACGUGUUGAGGGCCCAUUAUAUUCAGUUCCAUAACAUGAGUGAGACUUGCGUAGAUCAGAUUAGUAUAACAUCUGUACAGCAUGAGGGAAACAAAGUGUCCAAAUCUAAAAAAAAACUAACAUCGCCUUUGACAAACCACGGCCUAAAGGUAAAAAAGAAAGAGCUGCCCAAGUUGCAACACCAACAAGAGACCAAAAACUCAACAGCGAUAAGUGAAAAUGGAAAAGACUUUCAUAAUCACUCCCCAUCUGAAGAGGAAGGGGAAGAUGAGGCAAAGGGUAGAGAGGAAGAUGAGCAGAGACAGGAAAGUGAAGAUAAGACCACACAGCAAGUCAGAACGACAAGACGCUUGGUAGCCAAAAGUAAUCUGUGCUAUAUACUUGAUAAGUUCAGUAAACCUUUUCAUUGUGUGGCAAAAAAUUGCGAUGCAGCUUUUUCCACCCAGGGAGGUCUUGUGCGCCACCUCCAGUUAGUACAUCAUUACAAUCGCUCUCAGCUUUUGUUGGAAAAAGAUAUUGAUGUGCACCACAGUCCAGAAGUGAGAAAAGAACCUGCCAAAAAAAGGCCUCUCCCAAACUCAGAUGAACCUCAACCCCAGUUCAAAUGUCACUUUGCAAACUGCAAUGCUUCCUACCACCUUAAAAGCAGCUUAGUGCGUCACACUCGCGAUUACCACUCGCAACCACCUGAGCUAUUAAGGUGCAAGUAUGACGGCUGCACAAGAGUGUUCAGCCAUGACGGUGCGCUUAAAAAACACACUCUUUAUAGUCACUGCGAGUUGUACGACUCGCUGGUGGUACGUCUGCAGAGCACUCACAAGAAGUCUAUUACCGGGUGUCAAAAGAAGCUUAUAGUCACACCAGAGAGUCCUCAGAAAGAGGAACCUGGUUCACCCACCGCACAGGCUGAGAGUCCAAAGCCUGAAGUGACAGCUACGUCAGAACAACUGGGUGAUGAGGGUGCUGCGGAGAAAAAGGUCUCAGGAGAGAAAAAGCGAGCGAAAAGAAAUUGUUUCAGCCGUUACGUCUUUAGAUCUCAUGAAGAAGCACUACAGAUGUGCCAGGAUCGCUGCUUGCGAGUGGCCUACCCAUGCAUGAUUCAGGACUGCGAUUCUGUCGUCACAUACAUGCACAGCUUGAACCGUCACUACCUGAAGGUCCACCACAUGCGCCGAGAAGAUGUCUUUAAGAAUGAAGAUAAGCUUGUUUUUACUGCCGAGCAGCUCGAAGAGCUCAUUCAAAGGAAGUCCGCCAGACCGACUGUUGCAGGCACGUGCGUCCCUAAUGGGGUUCUUAAAAUGGAGUACCAAGCAGAGUCGGAAAACGCAGGGGCACAGCCUGCACCCGUGAGUCUUCAUUCCAUCAAAGGGGACACGCAGGAUGAGGACAAUCAUGAUGCACUGAGCUUCCCUGGAGAAGAAGAGCAGGAGCUGCCACCUGUUGAGAGAAAUGGUGUCCUUGUUGGUGCAGACGAGGUGCUAUAUGGUGAGCCGAGCACAGGCGGGCAUGCUGAAGACGCUGCUGCAGGAACACCGAGCACUCAGAAACCAGAGGAGAGACUGAGCUUGGAUAAAAUCAAGCCUCUGCUCCGCCCGGUCACUGUUGACCUCUCACCACCAUGUUCACUUCGUUUUACUACUGAAGAGGGCUUCCAAGACGCAUCGGGCAACAAAGAUGGUAGUAAAACAUUAAAUGGAUCCGUAACGUUGUCUAGUCCUCCCGUUCGCCAGCCCCUGAAAAGGAUGAACGAGCUGUCUGAACAGCCUUCAAACGUAAAAGACUCUCAGUCUCGUAGUGCUUCUCCACGGGCUUUUGACAUUGCUGGCUAUAAGCCUAUGGGGUUUGAGUCUUCAUUUCUUAAGUUCAUACAAGAAACUGCUCCAAAAGACAAAAAUACAGGAUUAGCAAAACGGCGGGACACUUUCAGACGUAGUUGUUCUGUCAAAGAGAACAACCAGCUAGGAAUCUCUCACACCCGCAGCAGACGCACUCAUUCCCCACUGCUGAAGCCCCACUCUAUGACUGGGGACUUCACGUCAGUCCAAAACUUGAAGUCCAUCCUGGACAAAGCCCUGGCUGGGUGUGGGGACCUGGCCAUUAAACAGCUUCAGUACCUCAGACCCGUGGUGGUCCUGGGCAGACCCGUGUGCACCACCGCCCUGCCUGACCUCUUCCCCACAGACACCAACAACAGCAAACUGCUUCUUGGAAGUUAGUUUAACCGAGCACCUUUUUAACAUGGCUAUGGUAAAUGACUUUUUAGUUUCACAGCUGUGUAUCAGUAUUUUUAUUUCUCCCAACCAUGACAACGCUGUUAUGUUUUUGCUAUUUUUAAGUUGCCAAACUGAACAGUUGUAGUAAUUAGCAUAAAAUUAAAAAAACAAGCUUAAACACUGCACACUAGAUCCAGCUGAUUGUUUGGGUUUUUUAGACAUCUGUAAUGAAGCAUUCAGAUAACACCUAUUAUGUUAAAUCAUGGUCACAAGUGUAUAUACUGUAGUUCUCUGAGAUAAAUGUACAGCUUUUCAGAUUGUUAGAAAUGGUCAGUAGCGAAUUGCAAGGCCUUUUCACUUUUGUGAAAAUGUGACUGAAAAUAUUUCCUUACUACAAAGUCCUUGAAGGAAUACAUUUGGUUAUUUUUCACCUCAGUUUAUAAUAAGUCAGUGUUGGGUUGCAGUGGACAGGUGUUGGCCAACAUGUAUGUAACACUUUCUAAUAAAAUAAAUGUGGAA
Molecule: messenger RNA, 6185 nt
Organism: Neolamprologus brichardi
Lineage: Eukaryota; Metazoa; Chordata; Actinopteri; Cichliformes; Cichlidae
Gene: rlf
Product: RLF zinc finger
Biological process (GO): regulation of transcription by RNA polymerase II
Cellular component (GO): nucleus
Molecular function (GO): DNA binding; DNA-binding transcription factor activity, RNA polymerase II-specific
Source: RefSeq, a predicted model, not a curated record